CUGUGCGGAGUGAAGACGGAACUCCCGUUGCUGGAGGUUUAAUUGAAUGCGUUUAGGGCAGCCACACCCGCAGAUUUUACUUUUUAAACUACUUUAACUGGUUGGGAGACAGAAACAGAGUGUGCUGGUCAGCGUGGAGCGGGAGGAUCUAAAGGGGGUCUUAUCAUCGGCAGUGAUGGCGUUGCAUGAGUUCACAUCCACAGCUGCACACCUGUAUGAUGAGUGGAUCAAAAAUGCUGACACCAGGACUGAAGACUGGCUGCUCAUGUCCUCUCCAUUCCCGCAAACAAUUAUUAUUGCUUUUUACAUCUACUUUGUGAAAUCGCUGGGGCCCAGGAUAAUGGAGAACAGGAAACCAUUUGAACUAAAGCAGGUCCUGGUCAUCUAUAACUUCAGCAUUGUGGCCUUUUCUCUUUACAUGUGUUAUGAGUUUGUGAUGUCAGGCUGGGGAACCGGAUAUUCAUUCCACUGCGAUCUGGUAGACUACUCUCCAUCGCCACAAGGCAUAAGGAUGGCAUGGACUUGCUAUCUCUAUUACUUCUCCAAGUUCAUUGAGAUGUUAGACACAAUUUUCUUUGUGCUGAGGAAAAAGUACAAUCAGGUGACCUUUCUGCAUGUCUACCAUCAUUCCAUCAUGCCUUUCACCUGGUGGUUUGGAGUCAGGUUUUCUGCAGGUGGCAUGGGGACAUUUCACGCUCUUCUUAACUGCAUCGUUCAUGUCAUCAUGUAUACAUACUAUGGGCUGUCAGCACUGGGCCCGGCCUACCAGAAGUUUUUAUGGUGGAAGAAGCAUCUGACUUCAAUACAGCUUAUCCAGUUUGUCUUGGUAUCCAGUCAUAUAAGCCAAUACUACUUCAUAAAAGACUGUACUUACAAGUUCCCCAUAUUCAUCUGCAUCAUAUGUCUGUAUGGCUUUGUCUUCCUCCUCCUCUUCCUCAACUUUUGGUACCACGCCUACACGAAAGGCAAAAGGCUGCCUAAAGUCCAUCAAAACACAAGCAUGGCACAAAAUAACAAUGAUGUACACCACAAGAAAGAAUAACUGGUGUGGUAUGAGCUACCAUUCGGCAGUGACAAUCUACUUAAGACAGGCAGUUGGCUGCAUUUUUAUAUCAAGAAUAUUUAUGUUUACCAUAAAGGUUUAUGUUGAUGCCCUGGGCAAAUGUUACUGUGCAGAUUGUGUCCAACAGUCUAGGGUGGUUCUUUCCUUCUACACUCAGCUGGGCAUGCAAGUUCAAUUUGGGGUCGUUGCCCAAGGGCUGUAGCUGUUGCCACUUUGUUUUUUUUGUGUGUGUGUGUGUGUGUACUGGCGUGUUUCUCAUCCCUCUUUAAUGAGAUAUGAAAGUCUGAAACCACCUAGCUCUGACACCUCGUUUUAUUAACGUUUUAGAUGCAAUUUUUGUAUACGUUUGCUCUAUUGCUUUUUUUUUUUUUUGUCUAGACAGCUAAUAAUAUGGGCAAUUGUUGCCAUGUUCCAUUUGGUAAAACGGUCAAUACACUUCUCCACAACUUAAAUGAUUAGUUCACCCAAAAAUACAAAUUCUGUCAUCAUUUACUCACCCUUAUGUUAAGGCAACAUUUACCUCCAUUGCAUCUUUUUCCAUGCAAUGAAAGUGAAUGGUUGCAAAGAAUAAGGUUAUUUUGUGUUCCAUAGUAAAAAAAAUACUGAGUUGGAACAACAUAAGGGUAUGUAAGUAGUGAUAUAUUUUUUUAUUUUUGGAAUUAAUAAUACCUUAUUAAUUUUUUGUUCUCCCUACAUAAUAAGGAAAACUCUGGGAACACUCUACUGCGUGCAGUUGGUGCUGUCUCCUGUAAUGUAUUGUGAAGUGUCUGUCACCCUGUACAUGUUACAUUGAGUCCAGAGUGAAUGGAAGCAUUCUUCAACUGUCCUAAAAGGAACCGAUGCAUUGAUCUUAACAGUGCGAUAUUGGUGAAACAGGACUGGAACUAAGAAGCUCUGCUUGACAAUUUCUUGAAUAUGGUUACUUUUUGUUUUUCAUAUCGUGCUGUCAUGAAUGUCUUGGGCUGUUUUGUCCUGGACAUGAGCCCACAUAAUUUUUGUAUAAGGAAAUGUAGUAUGUUAAUGGACUGUUUUAAAUAUUUAUGGAAAAAAAAUAAAUGCUGUGU
Xyrauchen texanus (razorback sucker) is the source of this 2127-nucleotide messenger RNA. It is a transcript of the gene elovl7a, whose product is annotated as ELOVL fatty acid elongase 7a. The transcript has 8 exons. The coding region runs from base 176 to 1042 and encodes 288 amino acids. The record is from RefSeq and is a predicted model, not a curated record. Gene Ontology annotation, cellular component: endoplasmic reticulum; endoplasmic reticulum membrane. Gene Ontology annotation, biological process: fatty acid elongation, monounsaturated fatty acid; very long-chain fatty acid biosynthetic process; fatty acid elongation, polyunsaturated fatty acid. Gene Ontology annotation, molecular function: fatty acid elongase activity. NCBI's taxonomy places the organism in Eukaryota, Metazoa, Chordata, Actinopteri, Cypriniformes, Catostomidae.